Closterium sp. Naga37s-1 is the source of this 1686-nucleotide messenger RNA. Lineage: Eukaryota; Viridiplantae; Streptophyta; Zygnematophyceae; Desmidiales; Closteriaceae. The record is from the annotation of a GenBank genome assembly.
AUGGCUGGACCAGACGCUAAAACCGAUUCUGAAGUUCCAGUUGGCGGUGAAACUAACUUUGGUGUUGGCGAUGACACUAAGUCUGACGUUGAUGCUAAGGUUGAUGCUAGUACUGUAGCUGGCGUAGUGGGACGGGUCACGGCUAGUACCAGAGAGAAGACCGAUAUCGAAAAUAACACCAAUACGGACGCUGAAGUCAAAGCGGAGGUUCCGUCAAAGUCCGAUACAGCUGUUGUCGAGGAUAAAACUGACGUCGACUCUAAAGCCGACGCUUCCAAGGCUGCUGUUGCGACCACGACCGACGAAGUUGUCAAACCUGUUGUCGGUGAAAAGGCCGAGAAAACCGCUGACAGUGAGCCCCCGGCUGAGGGCGACGCUGCAAUUGCUGACGAUCCGUGGGCUGUAGACAUCGAACCACCCGCUGCAGCAGCCGAACCGGCCGUUACAUCUGUCCCACCAGCCGCUACACAUGGCGUGGAUGGCGGGGAGGGUGGAAAGGACGGGGAAGAAGGGGACGUGGAUAUCAUGGACGUAGAUGGCAGUGCGCCGGUUGCCGGAGGUGGAGCUUCGAUACAGGGCAAGGACGUUGCGGCACCUCCUGCUGGUGUGGUGUAUUUGGGCCGUCUCGUUCGGAAGAGCUUCGGCGGCGUGCCGUACCUCGGGAGAGUGUUCCACUAUGACCGCGAGGAGAACUGGUACAAGGUUCGAUAUGAGGAUGGUGAUGCGGAGGAUCUGGAGGUUCCUGAGGUGGAGAAGUUGCUAUUAUCGGGGGAAGAGGAAACGGCUGCUAACGCGGACAUCGAGACCUGGUCCGAGACCAACAAGGCAACGUUGAUGGAUGAACGCACGGAGGUAGCCGCUGAGGAGGCAACGCCUAACGCCAACAAGGCGACGUUGAUGGAUGAACGCACGGAGGUAGCGGCUGAGGAGCCAACGCCUAAUGUUGCUUUUCGUGUUGAUGGGCCUGGCGCGAAGGUGGUGGGGAAGAGUGUGCUGAAGGACUUUGAGGGAGUGCUGACUGAAGGGAAGAUCACCGCUUUUGAUGAAGAUACCAAGAAAUACACGGUGGAGUAUGAAGGCACGGAGCACUCCUUGUUGGAAGUGCUGGUGUGGAAGGGCGUGGAGAGCAUUCUGGUGAUUGGAGAGGAUAACUACAUGCCAGAGGAGGACAUGGAGGAGGAAGAGGAGGUGAUUGAGGAGGGUAAGGCAGGGGAGAAGGUGGUUUCUGUGGUAGAAACUCAAGAACCAAGGGCAGUUUUGGGAGGGGCGUUAGGCGUGACUGAAGCAGCAGCGCCUCAGAUUGAGGUAGCCAAUGCAGUGAUGGAGGAGAUGGGUAUGGAUGAGGCGACUGUGGUUGUGGCCACUGGAACAAUUUCUGAGGCGCCUGGUCAGGUGUCUGAUCAGGUGCCCGCUGAGGUGGCUGUUGAGGUGCCUCAACGGAUGGAGGAGAUGGGAAUGGAUGAAGCUAUGAUUGUUGCAAUUGGAACAGAGGGCGGAGAGGGGAGGGCGGGUGAGGUGGAAGGGGAGGUGCAGGGGCAUAGGGAAGGGGGAGGACAAGGAGAGGUGCAAGCAGCAGCAGAGGCAGAAGUAGCAGCAGAGGCAGUGGAAGGUUCAGUGGCAGGGGCAGCUGGGGCUGAUGAAGCAGCUGUUGCAGAGGGAUUGGCUGGAGGUGUAACAGGCGCUUAG